Colletotrichum karsti is the source of this 3642-nucleotide messenger RNA. RefSeq lists its product as uncharacterized. Gene Ontology annotation, cellular component: membrane. The coding region runs from base 1 to 3642 and encodes 1213 amino acids. The record is from RefSeq and is a predicted model, not a curated record. NCBI's taxonomy places the organism in Eukaryota, Fungi, Ascomycota, Sordariomycetes, Glomerellales, Glomerellaceae. Gene Ontology annotation, molecular function: protein binding. The transcript is spliced from 3 exons.
AUGGAGCGCAGUCGCGGCGUCCCUGACGCAGAGUUGUUUCUGAACAAGCCUUCUGAGGAGGACUGCGACAGCCCGACUGUCGAGCCUCUGAGGAUAUUCAAGCCUCAGAGCCCCAAGCCGUCGUCCUCGACCGACCGAUUCAAGUACCCCGCUCCUCCGUCGGCAUCCGGCACCCCCUCGUCCUUCACCUCGAAACCGACCUUUCCUCUGCCUCCGGGCGCCUCAAGCUCCGCCGCUCCUCUUCCUUACCCCGACGAAGAAGACCUCCGACCUAGCAAACCAAGCAAGCCUGCGAUUACUGCCCCGAAGCGUUUUGGCUCCGACUACAAUGAUACCACUCCGCGUAUAAACGCUACCAGCCCUGUUGAGACCAAGAGUCCGACCCUUGCUGAACGUCGCGGCGCCGGCCCGAGACCUCUGGGAGCCACGUCUCCUACGAGCCCUUCCGGCGAGGAGGGCAACCUCUUUGCAAAGCCUUUGAGCCAGCCUCAGCCUCAGCGCCCGGUCGCCGCAACAACGAACUACCCCUCUUACACCAAGAAGCCGUAUUAUCCUCCUCCUGGAGGAUCAGCAAGCUCCACGCCUCCCGCUCAGAGCCACGUCCAGAGACCACCUCCGCAGCCUCAAACCCACAGCUCUGAGCAUCUCGAUAUGCCUGGCCAAAGUAAUGUGAAUAGGUUCGCGUCUACUGCUUCCACCUCAACAACACGUGCCAGCCGAGGAUCUCCACCUCCUCCGGAAACCCCAAUCGUGGAACCGGGCGUGAUCCCUGGUGGUGGUAUUGAGGCUCGUUACGCUGCUUCCGGUAUCUCGGGCACGGCGACAUUGACUAGCCUUCAAGCGCAGCAAGCUCAGAGCUCUGCUGCGUCUCAAAGGCUCGCGCAGUAUGGCGGGGCACCGCCGCCAGCUCGACCUUGGACACCUACAGAGAACCCAGAGAAUCAACCUCAUGGACCUCCAACUGUGUACCAGGGGAUGAACCCCGUAGCAAGUCCUACUCAGCCCACGUUCAGUCCUCCGCCUCAACAGCCCGUAAACCAAGGUGACCAGCCUGCUCUGCAAGUGAGCGUCUUGGAGCAAGACUUCCAGCGAAUGGAUAUGAACGAGCCUCCCCCAGCUUACUCCAGCGUCAACCCCGGAGGCAACUCGUCCUACCCCGCCGAGAAGCAACGUCCAGCUCAGCAGAGAGCAGACUCGCAGCCCUCAGUGGCUACGGCCGUCGCACAAUCACCCCCAAAGAAGCCCGCGACAGCUGGCCCUGCUGCAGCAGGACUCGCUUCACCAGCUUUACAAGGUCACCCGGCCUUCGCCAACGAUCCCCGACCAGAGCAGCAGAAUGGUUCUCCAGGACCUGCGCAACAGGCGCAGCCACAAGCACAACCUGCGGCAACUCCGGUCACGCAGACUGCUCAAGCUCCUGCUAGCUUUCAAAAUGCCGGGCCAUCCUCUCCGCCUCCGUUGCCUGAGGGCUGGAUUGCGCAUCUCGACCAGAACUCUGGACAGUAUUACUACAUUCAUCUGGCCUCCCAGGCCACGCAGUGGGAGUUUCCUAAGGGCCCCAACCCGAUUCAUCAUGAGCAAGCUCCCCUGUCACCUACUGCGUCGACUUACGGCAACCCUCUCGCAUCUCCCACGAUGUUCGGCAAGCAAAGUAUGGGAUCUCCGAUGUUCCCCCCGUCUACUCCCGGUUAUGCCGAGAGCAUCAUGAGCGUUGCCGUUUCUCAGACUCCUACCACGGCCGGCUUCUCUGGGCCGCCUCCGAGUGCUGGCGUCGAUAUGUACAAGAUCCAGCCCACCAACGGCGUGUAUUUUGGCCCGUACCUGCGGUACUGCAAUAUGGACAUGGAGAAGGGUUCAUGGCUGGGCAGUAUCAUGAUCGUGACUGAUGCGCCUCAGCCCCCGACUAUUCACCUGCACUUGAGCGCCGACUUGUCUCCCAACCCGCGACAGUUGGUGCCGCACAAUAUCUUCACUCACCAGCGCUGGACGUUUUACAAGUAUGAUAUUGAGCUACCUAUGAGCGAGAAUGGCACUGAGAGGUGGACAUACGCGGUCACGUCUCACCUGGGAUGUACCAGAUAUGAAUUCGUCGUUGCUGGUCGCCAUGAGAACGGCUGGAGAUUUAUUGCCCACUCCAACAAUGAUUUCGCUGCGUCCACGUCCCAGAACGAGAGAUCAAAGCUCGGAGGCGUGGGCUUCAUGUGGAAAGAUGUAUUGCAGAAAAACGUCGACUGCGGAGGGUUCCACGUCCAACUCGGCCUCGGCGACCAGAUUUACGGCGACAGGUUAUGGAAAGAAGUGCCCUUGCUGAAGCAAUGGCUGGCAAUGAGCGGCAGGGACAACAGGAAAAAUGCACAGUGGACUGCUCGGCACGAAGAGGACGUCUCGCAUGCUUACUUCCACUACUACACCAGCCACUUUGACCAACCUUACCUGAGAGAAGCGUUUGCUCAAAUCCCACACAUCUUGCAGGUCGACGACCAUGAUAUUUUUGACGGCUUUGGUUCAUACCCUGAGUACAUGCAGGGCUCUCAAAUGUUCAAGAAUGUUGGCCGUAUAGCCAUCGAAAUGUACUUGCUCUUCCAGCACCACACGACUGUGGAGAUCCUUCGCAAUGUCAGCAAUGACACAGACCUUUUCACGAUCACCGGCCAGGGCUGGCACUUUGUGAAGUACCUUGGCCCUGCCGUUGUGGUUGUUGGACCCGACUGCCGAUCCGAGAGAAACCAGAGUAGAGUCAUGGCCGGCCCGACCUACCAGGGUCUCUUCCCCAAGGUCGCAACACUGCCUCCCAGCGUCCAGCACUGCAUCUGGAUGGUUUCAGUCCCUCUCGUCUACCCUCGCCUCGAAGCAGUCGAGAGCUUGGCCACUGCCGUUACUACUGGUAAGAAGGCGGUCAACAUGUCAUACAACCUGCUCGGCAAGGUCACCAGCUCAGUGGCCGGCGUUGUCGGCGGCAAGGAGGUGGUGGCACAGGGUUUCACUCAGGUGAAGAAGGCCGUCGGAAAGUCUGGCCUUAUGGGCAACGUUUUGAACCAGUUCGGAGAGAUUGACCUUGCCGAAGUCCUCAAGGACAUGUGGACACACGAUUCCAAGGAUCUGGAGAGAACAUACCUCAUUCGGACUCUCCAGGGCAUCGCGCAGCAGAAGGGUAUCCGUAUGACGUUCAUGUCCGGAGAUGUCAACUGUGCCGGAGCUGGUCUGGUCCAUGAUCCUACGCACCCAAGUGACCACAAGACUAUGUACCAAAUCAUCACGUCUCCCAUCGUCGCGCAGCCAGCUAGCAACUACAUCCUGAAACUGCUCCACAACAACAAGAGCCUCUACGUGCCCCAGAACGGCCACAAGUCGAACCAUGAGGUCUCGGAUACCAAGGAGGACAUGAUGGAAAUCUUCCACACGGACGCCAGCGGGUCGGCGCGUGAGCUCAAGAAGCUCAUGGGUCGCAGAAACUACGUGGCCGUGGUCGCCUACGACCCCGAUGCCAUCCCUGGCCAGCAGCACCCCGCCAACACAGCAAACGGACAGGGUCUGACGAAGCUGAGUCUCGCGGUGGACUUUGUGGUUCAGGGUGACGGCGCUUUCACGGCGCCGACGAAGUACGGCCCGGUGAUUGUGCCUCAUCUGGAGUUUGGUCGGUAG